This is a messenger RNA of Phycomyces blakesleeanus NRRL 1555(-), 670 nucleotides long. RefSeq lists its product as hypothetical. The record is from RefSeq and is a predicted model, not a curated record. NCBI's taxonomy places the organism in Eukaryota, Fungi, Mucoromycota, Mucoromycetes, Mucorales, Phycomycetaceae. The transcript has 2 exons. The coding region runs from base 37 to 396 and encodes 119 amino acids.
AUAUCAUUCUCGUUGUUGAACUGCAUACAACCUCUGAUGCAAAUGUCGUAUCCGUCUGCUUUGAUACCCGAGAAGCGCUCAAGAAGCUUGUUUCCAAGGUGUGGGCUGCAUGCUCGGUACGUAAUAUUGAUAGAACAAUCAAGGAUCUGGUUGAAGUGUUCUACAAUCUUUUCGUGGGCUCGACAAGAAAUUCCGAACUCUUGGAUCAACUGCAUGAACGCGAGAUUCUUUUUAUCAUCGUUGCUGGGAACAGGAAGAGGCUGGCUAAAAUCAAAGACUAGCGAGGGUGUGGUGCCUUCAAUUUCGUCAAUGACAUUCUCGCAUUCUUCUCCAAAAUCGUACUAUACUUACCCAAAAGCCAAGUUAGGAACCAUUGCUGAUGUAAACUGGCUUUGAUCAGGAAGAGAGACAGUUUGGGAAACUUCGCCAUUGGCAAGUAAUUCUGCCCUAUUUGUCAUGCAUCGUUCGAGACAUCUUUUAUAUGUUCGACUGUUAUUAAAGGUCGACUUGCAAGUACGGCAUUGGUAACGAGGGGCUUUUGUAAUUUUGGACAUGUUUGAGGUAGGUAAAAAAAAAACUUUGUUAUAUAAGUAAGAAUAGAAUUAAUUACUUUCUGAAUGUAUAGCUUUAUACUUAAUUAUAUAAAGACAAUGAUGUUAUAUGCAUUCUG